Lampris incognitus (smalleye Pacific opah) is the source of this 2759-nucleotide messenger RNA. RefSeq names its product serum response factor-like. The coding region runs from base 561 to 2135 and encodes 524 amino acids. The record is from RefSeq and is a predicted model, not a curated record. Gene Ontology annotation, biological process: positive regulation of transcription by RNA polymerase II. The transcript is spliced from 8 exons. Gene Ontology annotation, molecular function: protein dimerization activity; serum response element binding; DNA-binding transcription factor activity, RNA polymerase II-specific. Lineage: Eukaryota; Metazoa; Chordata; Actinopteri; Lampriformes; Lampridae.
CAACACGUCCCCUUGGUAUCGUUACGCGUAACCUAUUUCUAUGUCAACCACGCAGUAUCAGAAAAUUAUAUUGGCGAUAUGCACAAGAGACGCUGGAAGGCGUCGUGAUGUUAUUUAUGUCGCUUUCGAGGAGGGGACAUGAACACGAGAGACGGUUCUGUCCGGACCCGUUUUCGCUGGCGGAUGGAUACCCACGAGGCGCUCGCCGUCAUUUCCUUAUUUGGUGUAGAUGGGGCUCCGUUCUCAUCGAUGCCCGCUGGAAAAAAAUAAAUAAAACUUUUCAACUUUAUCAGAAAAAACAUCAAGAAUAUUCCAUUUAAUGGCCUCCUCUGUACAGCUUUUAUUCUUAGGCUUUACUUUGUAUCUCAUCUGCCCGUGUUGAACUGCGUCAGACCGAGCGGCGGACGGGCUUGAAGCUAAUGCUAGCCGCCUAGCCAGCGGCACGGUCAGUCGAGUGUGUCCGGGUUCUGGAGGCUCUGGCGCGGCUGCCCGGGGGAGCUGCCUUCGGUGUUUAGCCGGGGAGCCUCGUCACAGCCGAGCCUGCAGGCCCGGCUGGGGGAAUGCUAGGGGGCACCGGCGCGGGGAUGGGCACACGAGCCGGAGGCGGGCGGCCGGGCAACGGUACCGGACUGAGCAGCCUUCAGGUGAGCACCGCCAGACCGACCGCGACCGUGACGGCCGACACGGACAGCGGCGGGCGGUUCGAGGAGCGGGAGUACCCCGCCGACGUGGUCUACAGCGGCUCCGACCAGGAGUCCGACUCGGGCGAGGAGGACGACACGGCGGUGGGUCCGGCCGGAGACCGAAGAGGGGUGAAGAGAGAGCGCUCUGAGAGGGAGGUCGGCCAGUCUGCGCCCGCGUCGGGAGGCGUGCCAGCAGGGUAUGGAGGUGUCGUAGCCGGGGUCGCGGGGGCAAAGCCGGGGAAAAAAACCCGCGGACGGGUCAAGAUCAAAAUGGAAUUCAUCGACAACAAACUGCGACGGUACACAACGUUCAGUAAACGAAAGACUGGCAUUAUGAAGAAAGCCUAUGAGUUGUCCACGCUGACAGGGACCCAGGUUCUCCUGCUGGUGGCCAGUGAGACAGGUCACGUCUACACCUUCGCCACCAGGAAGCUCCAGCCGAUGAUCACCAGUGAAACGGGGAAGGCACUGAUCCAGACCUGCCUGAACUCCCCUGACUCCCCCCCACGCUCAGACCCCUCCUCAGACCAGCGCAUGAGCGCCACUGGCUUCGAAGAGACGGACCUCACCUACCAGGUCUCUGAGGCAGAUGGCUGUACGGAGGUAUCCAAGGAAAUGGUUAAACCAACUUUCACCAUGGCCAACCUGCCUAGUGGCAUCACCACACAGGCCACACCCAUCUCUGCCUCCCCCUCCUCCUCCACCUCCUGCUCCUCUACCUCCUCCUCCUCCUGGCAGAGCUCCAUGGCUGCUCCCACCACCGCCAACGGCACCGUGCUCAAGACAUCGGCUGGGGUUAUGCUGCCUGGAGGCUUCACGCUCAUGUCUGGCACCCCCCUCCCCCCAGGCACCCACACUAUCCCUCUCAGCCAGCUCCAGGGCCAGCCCGUGGCCAUCCAGGGCUCCGUGGGCUCAAACCCCGCUAGUGCACAUGCUCCACCCCCACAGCCUGCUACGCUGCUCCACCUACCUGCCACGCUCUCUCUCUCAGGUGGGGGGGUAGCCCAGCAGCUGCAGGCCAUCCAGGUCCAGCCCAGCAAUCAGCAGACGUCCUCCAGCCAAAGCAGCUCUGAGCUCCACCCCACAUCUUCUACAGCGAGUCUUCCCUCCACCAUCGUCACCUCAUCUGUCCCCUCCUCUGUUGCCAGUCACAUGAUGUACCCCAGUGGUCACACGGUCAUGUAUGCCACAUCCACCCCCUCGCUUGCUGAUAGCGGCCUGACGGUGCUCAACACCUUCCCUCAGGCCGGCCACACCCAAUCCCAUGACCCGGGCGCUGUAUCGCAGGUGUUCCUGACCUCUCUGCCGCCAGUCGCCACUCAGAUUCCUGUGUCUGCAGUCCAGCUGCACCCGAUGGUGAUUGGCCAGCAGACAAGUGGGAGUGGCAGCAGCAGCAACCUGACGGAGCUCCAAGUGGUUAACCUGGAUGCCCAUCACUCCAAGGAUGACUGAGCACUGCACGCACAUGCACACACAUAUGUACACACACACACACACACUGUACCCUCUGGUGAUGUAUAGACUGCAGCAGUACACUGUUUAUUCAACACAUCUCAUUGCGUGUCUGUUUGGGUGUGUGUGUGUAUGUGUAUGCGUGCAUGUGUGUGUGUGUGUGUGUGUGUGCAUGUGUGUGCAAUUGGUAGACGAGUGUGGUAUUUUUCAAAUGAAUGUACUAUCUUUUUUAGCACACUGCCUGUACAGUGUAUUCUCUCUUCUCUUAAUGGUGGUAUGUUGGUGAUUAAAUUAUGGCUGUUUAAGUAUGAAGGGUCAGAAGCUCCUGGUUACAUUUGGUUGAACUUUUCUACAAACAUUGUGCCAAAUGAUGAAGAACCACGUGCCCUCUGCCACGCCGGCACUGUUUCUGCAGGAAGCUCUCUGUAAGACUGCUGGGAAUGUCCUCUGGUGUCUUAGCACUCUUCAUUUGCAGAGGGAAGAGGUGGGACUGCAGGCUGAGGUGUGCAGCGCUUCUGGACAGUAUUACAGUCUCCAGGCUAAUGACAAUAUUAGUCUACAGUCUCCAGGCUGCUGGACAGUAUUACAGUCUUCAGGCUGCUGGACAGUAUUACAGUCUACAGU